Molecule: messenger RNA, 330 nt
Organism: Macadamia integrifolia
Lineage: Eukaryota; Viridiplantae; Streptophyta; Magnoliopsida; Proteales; Proteaceae
Product: stress-response A/B barrel domain-containing protein HS1-like
Exons: 2
Coding region: 1-330 (109 amino acids)
Biological process (GO): pollen tube adhesion
Source: RefSeq, a predicted model, not a curated record
AUGGAGGAAUCAAAGGGAUUGGUGAAGCAUGUUUUGCUGGCAAAGUUUAAGGAUGAUCUCCCACCAGAGAAGGUAGAUGAGAUCAUAAAGAGCUUUGCAAAUCUCGUCAAUCUAAUUGACUGCAUGAAGUCUUUCCAUGGGGGUAAGGAUGUAAGUCCAUUUAACAUGCAUGAAGGGUUCACUCAUGUGUUCGAGGCCACUUUCGAGAGCCUGGAAGCUGUAAAUGAGUAUGCUGUACAUCCAGACCAUGUUGAAUUCGCUGAUCUGUUGAGGGCAACCACAGAGAAGUUCAUUGUUGUCGACUACAUUCCCACAUAUUUCAAUCUCUAA